Molecule: messenger RNA, 3090 nt
Organism: Echinostoma caproni
Lineage: Eukaryota; Metazoa; Platyhelminthes; Trematoda; Plagiorchiida; Echinostomatidae
Source: the annotation of a GenBank genome assembly
AUGACUGUGUCCCUAACAGCAAAGAGCACUCAUGCUUCCGGACCAAAAUCUUGGUCGGAGCGGCUGAGUUGUGUAGCCAUAGGGCAAACUGUCGGUUCCGCACCAGUUCUCGAUGCUGCAACGCAAACCGAGGAAACAAGUGAAAAUUUCGAUCCCAGUCAUCAAUGGACGGGUGAACCGGUCAGUAAAAAGAUCGGAAACACAUUUCAAAAUGGUGAAGAACAUUUACUUGAGAACCUUCAUGAAUCCACGUUCAUUCCCAAUCGGGCAAUGUAUAGUCAGGAAACACUGCAGUUAUCUUCACAACAAGAAGUUUACUAUAAUCAAGUCCAAUCGGAAUUGGCAGUUACUCCGGAAGUGCCCCAAUGCUACUACACUGAUAAUGCAACUGCUGUGACCACCGAUUCUGAUGCAGGCAAGUGUGGUGCCAUUACUUCUAAAGAAGUUCGUCGAGUUAUUUCUGAAUGGGUUGAAAAAUAUGAGCAAUGGUUUUUCCAAAAUUUCGGCGUUGAUGUGAAAAUUGCAACUGCAUCUAGCCAGGGUUCGUCGUCUGGCCUACCGUCGUCAGAUAUGUUCAGUUCCAUCCUACAACAACAACAGCCAAAUCCAACGGUUACUUCGGGUAGCCAGUCAGAAAGUGUGGUUUCUGGGGCUCCCAUCAGCUACGUAGUCUCGGAAGGUGCAAUGUGCAUGCCAGAGAAUCACAUGUUUUCUCCGUAUGUUUCGUUGUUGCCGUCCUUCUACACCCCUGCUGCUUUCAAUCAUAAUGUAGCGUUGCAACACGAGCAAACAGUCAAUCCCGUGCCCAUUUGCAACCCUGCUUUGGUGUUUCCCCAGAACCAAGGAGCACUCAUAGGACCGACACAACAACUUUUUAUUCAGGCGCAGCAGUCAGUGCCUACGCAAUGGCUCAGUCAUGUCACCACACCACAACCGACCGGUUCCUCGGUUUUGUCUUCAUCCGUCUCGCCGGGGACCGUGGACACCAGUCAGUUAACGGCUGGUCCGGUUACGUCAUUCAGUGAUCUACCGACGGAACUCCAAACCUCCGCAAUGCUUGCUGCCCUCUCACUUCCAGUACAUACUAAUCGCCAACAGUCCAUGGGGCAGUGGGGUCCCUUACUGAGGUACGGCACUUACGGUAGACUUCCUUCAGCCAGUGAGAUUCAGCAGCUGAAACUUCACGGUCUUAAAAAUACGACUACAUCCCCUGAAUCCAACAAAACCACUGAUUCCGUCGAGCCGUCAAGCACAUCUGAAGCAUUGGUUACGAAUAAAAUGCCACCACCCCCACCUACUUUCAUACUGCUAAGGAGGCAAGUUAUGAUAUGCGCUUUGCAACUUUCGUGCCGGGAGCGUGGUCGUGAGUUGUUUCUUCGAGAAAAAGAAGGCACGAGCGGGAUGAAGGUAGACUUCGUAAAUGAACUGGAGCAAGUCGUCGAAAAAAGUAUUAAUUUGAAGCCAAUCUUUUUAUUCACGGAACUACGUAACCUUCCUAAAAACGAAAGAUCCUACUUCCUGGAGGAUAAACUGGAAUCUCGCACGGGCCAGAAUCCUCAUCGGGAAUACUUGGAUCCUGCUCGAAUGUACGCCUGUGAUCUAUUAAUUGGCGAUGUAUUAAUUGCGGAGGCUUGCUCGACUUAUAAACAACAAGCUAAAAACUGUGUCGCAAGACAGUUUGGUCGAGGGUGGAUGUCUAGAGUUGUGGCUGGUUACCCUUCUAUUGCACCUCGUGAAAUGCUCCCAUACGACCAAGCUUCCCAAAUAGCCUCUGCUGAGGAAGCUUUACUCACUGCCUUCUUUCCCGCUGCCGAUCUGGUCCCGAAACUCCCACCUUUUCUAAGUGAUCCUUUUGAAUCUCUGUCAAAAAAAGAUAGAACAAUUGAUCCGAAAAAACCAAAUGAACCGUUUGAUGUUGUGAAUCCCAAACUUCCCGAGGAUUUCUGGCUUUAUUUAGCGGAUCUACCGAUUACAGCACUUGAGGAUGAGACCUAUUCGGAAAGAAUUCUCUCACAAUCUGCCGAAUUCAGUCAGAUGACUAUUGCAUUCGAUGUUGAGGUCAACACGGUAACGGGAUGGUUUUUAUGUACAGCGAUAAUCGAUAAUCAUCGAUAUUCUCCAUUAACGGGAUCUACUGUAUCGGAAGCCGAAAAACGCGCUGUGAAAGAAUUGCUUGAAACUCUGAGACAGACACAGCCAGUCGUUGGCGCGGUACACAUGAGAUCAGGAAGUCGCUGGCAACCCGAACGACUGGAACCGUUAUGGGGCGUUUCAGAGCGAGCUCUGGUUGAUACUCUGAUGUGGGGUAAAGAAGAGCGCGAUUUGGCCAUAGACAUAGAACAGCUAGAAGCUCAUUGUGACGUGCCCGAGUUGCCAGAAGCUGCGCCAUCCGACGAGCCUGAUCGAAAUUUCGAUGACCCGAAUAAAGAUCAACCCGAAAUAGAUCGGUUUUCGUCCCUUCGACACCUGGAAAAUUUCAUUCAAGCAUACGCAGCAUCCGCACUAGUCACGCCACUCCGAUUAUCAUCCAGAACGGUGCCUCCGCGAGUUUGGCCGCUAGUGCGCCAAGUUGCGCGCAACUGGGGCUUGCUAAGCUGCAUUGAAAAACAACAUCUCGUGGACAACAUCAUUUUGUGCGUGCUCAUAUGCAAACGUGCACCUCUACCCAGACUCAAACGUACACUCUAUGAAAAAGGAAGCUAUGGCUGUUUUACUCUUUUGGACAAAGGCAAUCUCCACGCUGAUGCGCUAAAACGGCUUUUAAUGAUCGAGCCCCUGAUCUAUGACGUCUCCGAUCCGACGGCCGGUAGUUCCCUCAAUCCCCCUUUCAAUGGUUGUAACCCUCCCUAUUCUUCCUUGUCCACAGAUGAUAGUGAUCCUUACAGCGAAGAGCCAGUUACUCGUCUAGCUCGUCAUUUCAUUGCAACUGGGCCGAAACUCAGUUCCGUAAAAAAUGAACCAAAAGCAUGCGAGGAGCAACCAACUUUGGAUGACUGUGUGCUGCUCACAGCGGAACUCAAUCAACCAUCCAGUGCUAUUGAAAUCCUUGACGAUUUACCCAAAACCCUGAUACCCGGUAUCGACUUCUGA